Molecule: messenger RNA, 693 nt
Organism: Alternaria alternata
Lineage: Eukaryota; Fungi; Ascomycota; Dothideomycetes; Pleosporales; Pleosporaceae
Product: iron sulfur cluster assembly protein-like protein 1
Exons: 3
Coding region: 1-693 (230 amino acids)
Biological process (GO): intracellular iron ion homeostasis; iron-sulfur cluster assembly
Cellular component (GO): cytoplasm; mitochondrial matrix
Molecular function (GO): 2 iron, 2 sulfur cluster binding; ferrous iron binding
Source: RefSeq, a predicted model, not a curated record
AUGUUCAGGAGAGUCGCAGCAGCAGUGCCUGCCCAGGCCGGAAGAGUGCUCGCAACCGCCGCCAGGCCCAGCAUCGUUUCGCCCAUUCGCACAGCAGCCCCUGCAGUUUCAGCAGUCGGUCGGCGGCAGUACCACGAGAAAGAUAAGUGCCCCAUACUGUUUGUUCGAGAAGUCGACGUGGUGGCGAUAAAGGCGUUCCAUGACAAUCACCUCGUCAUCGCACCACCAUUUCCGACUUAUAUCCCACUGCUCGAUCACUACAACAAGCCACGCAAUGUUGGUUCCAUGUCUAAGACCGAUACCGACGUCGGUACUGGACUCGUCGGCGCGCCCGCGUGUGGCGAUGUCAUGAAGCUCCAGAUCCGUGUCGACCCUAACAACAACACCAUCAGCGACGUCAAGUUCAAGACCUUCGGCUGCGGUAGCGCGAUCGCUAGCUCAAGUUACCUCACAGAAUUGGUUCGGGGUAUGACACUGGAGGACGCAUCGAGGAUUAAGAACACAGAGAUUGCAAAGGAGCUUUGCCUACCACCUGUAAAGCUACAUUGCUCCAUGCUUGCUGAAGAUGCCAUCAAAUCCGCAAUCUCCAACUACUACACGAAGAACCCCAACGCACGGCAAACAGACCUUGGCGGCAAGUCUGCGCCGCUGCCAAAGGUUGAGAUCGAGACCGUUUCCUCUGCAACGGCCUAA